AUGACGGCGAAGAAAAGGAAUAGUCCAAUCUCUUGUUCUCGAAAUAAUCCGUCGGCGGUACUGGACAGAGAGGUUAACCAGCGUAGAGGGUUUCUGUGCGAUUCCGGAUCUUUUCAUAGCGAAAUCGCCGUCGACAUGUACCGAAGCGGAGAGAAAAACGAAGGGUUGAUAAAGGUUUUGGGAUUGAUGGCUAUUGGAGGAGAUGGGCUCCUGCCAGUGAAGGAGCAAGGGGGUCAUGACCCCCACUAA
This is a messenger RNA of Microthlaspi erraticum, 249 nucleotides long. NCBI's taxonomy places the organism in Eukaryota, Viridiplantae, Streptophyta, Magnoliopsida, Brassicales, Brassicaceae. The record is from the annotation of a GenBank genome assembly.